AUGUUCGAUGUGGCACUGCUGAAGGAUAUUGAACAUAGAGGACUGCGUGAUUGUCGGCUGGAGCGCAUAAAACAGAACAAUGAGCGCAUGAAUGAAAAGGAAAAAGAAGAGUUAAUAGAGCUAGCUAAAGAACUACCAAAAUUGUAUGAAAGAAAUGAAAAGGAAGUAAUACCAACAUUAAUAGCUAGCUUCAUUGAAAGAUAUCCCAAAUCAAUAGAGGGAUACACAUAUUUCAUUAAAUUUCAUUUAAAUAUAGAGGAUUACAAAUCAACAUUAAAUUUUUUAUAUGCAGCUAUAUAUAUAGACAAAGAAAAUAAGUCGUUAAUGUAUUUAUUAAAAGAAUGUGAGGAACGUUUAGUAUCACAGAUAAGUAGAAUACCUAUGAAAUAUAAAAACUUUAUAUGUUACUCAGAGAGUAGAACAGAUAAUGAUGAAAAGUAUACAAAUAGGAGUAGCGAUUAUUACAAUGCGGAUUAUACGUAUGAUGACUUAAUAUAUGAAGAGAAGUACAGAAACAAAAUGCACAUUGUUAAACAGGGACAAUAUUAUAUGGUAUUAGCUAAGAAAGAUUUAGUUCCUGGUGAAAUUAUAAUUCGCACAAAACCGUUUGUAUUAACUCAGUAUAUAUUUUCUAAUCAUUACACUUAUUCUACUUGUUAUCAUUGUUUAAGAGAAAGAAAUAUAUCACAAAAGAGCUAUGCGUGUCCUAUCAAUCCACAUACUUGUUCAUACAUUUUUUGUAAUUACAAAUGCUUAAUAGAUAAUAUAAAAGUCCAUAAAAUUGAGUGUACCAACCUAGGAACAAUUUUAGCUGCUUCUAAAGAGUGUAAGUUAAGCUACUAUACUGUUCUUCAUAUAUUUCGUGUAUUAAUAAAAACAAGAAUAGAUAAAGAGUAUAAAGAUAAAGAACAUACUAUAUUAAGUGAAAUUUUUAGUCAUCAUUCUUAUUAUGAUGCAGUAAAAGAAAAUCAAAAAGAAUUAUUUGAAUCAUUUAAUACUUUAGCUAAUAGAAUUAUUUUAGAAUUCCCUUCUUCAUUUUAUUUAUAUUUAAAACAGAAGGAAUUAGUUCAAUUUAUGUUAAUAAUCUGGCAAUACUCACCUUUUAUUAAGUAUUAUUCUCCUUCUUCCAUUCUUCAACAAGCUAACCCUGAAACCACAUUCGGCUUAGUGUACUCAACCAUACUUGCAAAAAUACAUCAUAGUUGUGUACCCACAUGCACUUUUUAUUAUGAUGAAGAUGGAUAUUUAACUAUUAGAUCUCUAUGUAAUAUACCUCAAGGUGGCAAACUAUGUAUUAGUUUAUUAGCAGAUCAGUACCUACCCCUUAAAAUUAGAAAAAGCUUCAAAAGUAUGCCUCGAAUAUUUAGUUGUGGUUGUAUCAGAUGUUCUGACCCGACUGAGAAUAACCUACAUCUAAGAAGCAUGAAAUGCCCUAAGUGCGUUAUAGGGUAUAUAUACCCAUUAAAGACCCGUUCGUUAGUUGAAGCACUUAAAUUACACUGGUUUGGUCAAAUUAAAAAGGAAACUAUACAUGAUAGGGAAGAACCUUCCAGGAGAGGAACUCCCUCGGGGAAGUCCACAAAAAAUAGAGCUAAUCGAGAUAGCCAAGUGGAUAAAGCGAAUCGAUUGGAAGGAAUGAGCACAUCGAAUGAAGCGAACAUUUCGAACGAAGAGAGCAUAUCGAAUGAAGCGAGCGUAUCUAACAGUAACAGUCGAGCUGCUCGCAGGGGGCGCUCUCCAAAGAGCGGCCAAAUUUUGGUAGAGGAAAAAAAAAAAAAAAAAAUUCUGAACAGACUAGAAAAAGAAAUGGAAAGGUGGGUAUGCGGAAAUUGCGGUAAAAUUUCUUUCAAAGGGAAUAAGAAGUGCAUAAAAUUGGAGAAUAAAAUAUACUUACAAUAUAAUGAGGCAGAACAUAACUACAUGAAUGGUAAUACAAUAAAUGCUAGGAAUCAGCUGUUGCACUUGUAUAAAGAAUUUUUUUACAUAUUACAUCCAAAUCAUUAUAUAUUAUUUAAUACUUGUGUGUUAUUAGCUGGUUUGUUAAGGAAUGAACCAAAUAAACAACUAUUUGAGUCUCUAAGAUAUUUGAGAAAGGCAGUAAUAGCAGCAGAGAAUGUGUUUCCUAUCUGUUCAUUAGAAAAGGUGCAUUUGUACACACAUCUAGCCCAUUAUACUUUUAGUUGUUCUAAUUUAUACAAGCUGUACAAUAAAGGUAUGGGAGUUUUACCUAACCAUGUGAUAGAACCCAUGUACAAAGCUAUAUGGAAUUCUUGUGUAAUCUCAGGAUACAACUCAACAUUAUCAAUAGUACUAACUCAGCAGUUAAGAACAUAUGCCAUCUCGUUUAAUUUGUUUACUCCAUGUAAAGAUAUAAAAUUUGAUAUAAACAGAAAAGAGGAAUUUUGUAGUUUUUACUCUAAGGUGACGCAAAAAAAAAAUGCUCCUUUUAAAGAAAUAAAAAAAGUAGUUGAAGAGGAUUAUUUUUUCCCAAUCUACAUGGCUUGUCAGUGUUUCGAUAUAAAUUUUGAAAAAAAUAAAUUUUUUAAAAGUAUAUUUAUAAGUUUACGUACUAUUCAAUAUUUUGGUAAUGGAUUAAAUGCACUAUGUUUAGCUGCCUCCUUUGGAAAUGUUAAUCUGGUAAAACUUUUAUUAAAAUUGAAAUAUUCUUUAUUUUUAAAAAACGAACUACAUAUGAAUGCUCUUCUGUAUAUGGCUAGCUCCUUCUUACCAGAUGAACAAACUAGCUAUCAUUCGAACUAUUACUACACUUUGUUAAAAGAAAUAGAGCUUCAGAGUGUUCAACUGGACGAAUUUGAAAGAAAUUACUCAAAUUGGAUUAAUGCUCCUCCAAAUAAUGCAAAUAAAACUAAAACGGAAUUAUUAAUAAGUAGUAAUAAUAAUAAUUACUUAAAUUAUUGUCAUCUAAAGAAUGAUAUUGAACAGCCCUUCCCAUUUGAUGUGGUAGUGGAUGAAGAUUUAAUAUAUGGUGAAAGAAGCAAAGAGAUGGACACUAAUCAAAAAAUUAUCCUUACACUGUUUUUAAAAUAUUUAGACAAGAAACAUAUUAAAAAAAAGAAAAAAUUCAAAAAUAGGUUGACACUAAAUGAGCGGAUCAAGUUUGGCGAGGAAAAGCGCUCUCUCAGGAAACACAAGUUCCGGAGAGAGCGUCGGGGGAUGCUUCUGCAAGGGAAAGGGAAAAUCCAUCGUGAUAGUUUCUCUGAGGAAAAUUUAUCAUCACCACCUUCUAUUAUAACACGACACAAGAAAAGCAAGCCAACCGAGUGGCAAGAAUAUUUUGGCAAAAACAGGCUUCACUACGGCAAAUUGAGUGGUAAUAAUAUGAGCAGUGAUAAUAUGAGCAGUGAUAAUAUGAGCAGUGAUAACACGAGCAGUGAUAAGAAGAACAGAGGUAACAUGAACAGAGGUAACAUGAACAUUGGUAACAUGCACAGUGGUAACAUGCACAGUGGUAACAUGCACAGUGGUAACAUGCACAGUGGUAACAUGCACAGUGGUAACAUGAACAGUAGCAACAAGAACAGUGAUAACACGAAUAAUUAUGAUAACGAAGAUGAUAGUAAUAAAAAAUAUGAUAAUCAUAAUAUUUUCGGGAGUGACCCCAGCUACUCUGAACUACCGGACAGUGCAAGGCCAAAGGGUGAACACUGCAAAGACGAUAAGAUGUUAAGGGUAAGAGGCACCUCGAGUAACUACUCUGAUGAUGAACUCUACACAGAGGUACUCAGUUCUUCAAACUUGAGCAUUCUUCGGAAUGGGUGUUCCUCCUCUGGUGGAGGUGCUUCCAGCGGAGGGGCUUUUAACGGAGAUGCUUUCAGCAGCGGUACAUCCAACAAUAACACCUCUAACAGUGAUACUUCUAGCAGUAGCGGCGAUUCGGUAAACUCCGACGACGUCCUGAACAGCAAGGUGAAGAAUUACUACUCGAAAAAAUUUCUAACUCAGUCUAUUUCGCACAGAUUGCUCGGAUUAAACAACGCUCUGCACUAUGCAUGCGCAAGAGGAAAAAGAGAGCUAGCGAAGCAACUGAUAAUUAGUGGAAUGCCAGUUAUGCUAUUAAAUGAUGAAGGAAGUACUCCUUUACAUAUGGCUGCUCUAAAGGGACACACGCAUAUAGUUAAAACGUUAAUAAAUUAUAAGAGUGAUGUGAAUGCCUUAAGCUCCCAUGGGGAAACACCAUUAAUGCUUGCUACGUACGGCUUACACUUUGAAGUAGUAAAAAUUUUAAUUGAGCAUGAUGCUAAAACGAUUAUAAAUAAUAAACAAAAUACUACAGUAUUACAUUGCUUAGUACUAGGUUUAUUACGAACACAUACGAUUUAUUAUAAAAGUAAAACGUGUAGAGAUGAUAUUGCAACGUUAACUAUACAAGGAUUUAGUGAAUUAGGUUCUUCAACAUAUUAUACACAAGCACCCAGUUAUUUAAGUACCAAUUAUAUCACUGCGAACAUACCAAUAAUAGAACAACUGCCCCAUGAUUUUUUUCUUUUUCCUUUUAAAUUAUUACAUAGAGUAAAAAAAGCAGUUAUCAUUAUGAAAUAUUUAAUGAUGCUGUGUCCUAUUUAUCUAUAUGAAAUAAAAAACUCAAAUGGGUAUAAUCCAUUCGAAUUGUUAAAAGCUACUUGGAAAAAAUUAUGUGAGAAGAGAAUACAAGUCAUGGCUAUUUCCGAUAUAAGAAUUUCAUCAUUUAGUGAAAAACAAAAAAAUAUUGUACAACAAGCAUGGACUCUUAUAACGUCUUUAGUUAAUGUUCUUAUUUCUGUUCUUAUACCUGACAGAUCAGUUAUAACCUCAAUUUAUAAAAAUCUGGCCAUUUGCAACGGCCCAAUGGGCGGGGUGUCCACAUCAAAUGAGGCUAAGUCAAGUGAGUCUACAUCAAAUGAGGCUAAGUCAAAUGGGUCUACAUUAAAUGGGGCCAAGUCAAAUGGGUCUACAUUAAAUGGGCCAAAGAGCCAAAAUGUGGUAGGCGCAUCUAAGGGAAGUGCUAAAGAGUCUAGUGAAAAGGAAGUAUCGGAAGCACCGCUUACUACUACAAAAGCUGCACUAACAAUAAAGGAAAAGACGAGUACUUUAAAAAAGGUAUUAUUUAAAAAAAUGAAGCCACCUGGGCCUAAGGAAAAAUAA
This is a messenger RNA of Plasmodium malariae, 5142 nucleotides long. RefSeq names its product SET domain protein, putative (gene SET9). Bases 1 to 5142 code for a protein of 1713 amino acids. The transcript is spliced from 2 exons. Gene Ontology annotation, molecular function: protein binding. The record is from RefSeq and is a predicted model, not a curated record. NCBI's taxonomy places the organism in Eukaryota, Apicomplexa, Aconoidasida, Haemosporida, Plasmodiidae.